CUGCGGGGUGGCCGGGGCGCAGAGACCAAAGCGCAGCUCAGCAGCUCUCAGACCCUGUACGGGGUACCCCGGACACCCGAUCUCUGGGUUCAGGUUUGCCCAUCUCUGGGCGGCAGGGCAAGACAGGAUUUCUCUGUAUGUCCUUGGCUGCCUUGAACUUGCCUUGUGGACCAGGCUGUCCUGGAACUUAAGAGAUCCACUUUCCUCUGCCUCCCAAGUGCUAGGAUUAAAGGUCUCUCUACUAUAGCCAUGGACAACUCCAGCAUACAGGAACUCCAGCAACCCUUACUGCCAAGCGUAACCUGGGACCUCCUUGCUUCCAAGUCUGAGAAACCAGAGCUGGGAACCCUCUUCCCAGAAACUGCCUUUGCAGAUUCCCCGAGAGGCUGGCAGCUUCUUCUCCCACCUCUUCCUUCAGUGAGCGCUGGCCUGGGGGAGCCUGAGACCCCUGACCUUGAGGACACAUCAUCCAGUGACAGUGACUCAGAUGAUGAUGGGGGUGACCGGCUCUCUCCACUUCUUCCCCAUGACCACCUGGGCCUGGCUGUGUUCUCUGUGCUGUGCUGCUUUUGGCCUGUGGGCAUCGCUGCCUUCUGUCUGGCCCACAAGACCAACAAGGCUUGGGCCAAGGGGGACGUCCAAGGGGCAGGGGCUGCCUCCCGCCGUGCUUUCCUGCUGGGGGUCCUUGCCGUGGGGCUGGGCCUGUGCACAUAUGCGGCUGCCCUGGUGACCUUGGCUGCCUACCUUGCCUCCCGAGACCCGCCCUAGUUGCCCUUCGGCCCCCACUGUGAAUGCAGAGACCAGAGGACCAUCAAACCCGUGAGCAGAAUGGAUGAUCUUGGUGCACACGUGGUGACGGCGAGGACCACAUCACUCAGAAACAAGUCAGCUGGAGGUCCCCUCCCUUUCCUGCCCACCCCCACCCUCCAGAAAGAAGCAAUGUGAGAGAUUAAAGAUACCCUGAAGCCAAA
This is a messenger RNA of Rattus rattus (black rat), 971 nucleotides long. It is a transcript of the gene Tmem91, whose product is annotated as transmembrane protein 91. Lineage: Eukaryota; Metazoa; Chordata; Mammalia; Rodentia; Muridae. The record is from RefSeq and is a predicted model, not a curated record. Gene Ontology annotation, cellular component: intracellular membrane-bounded organelle; membrane. Bases 250 to 768 code for a protein of 172 amino acids. The transcript is spliced from 5 exons.